AUGGCGAGUAAGUGCGAAUUUUGGAUGAACGAAGUGAAGGUUCUUGAUCAUGUAAUAUCACAAGGAGGAGUGUUAGUGGACCCAUCUAAAGUUGAAGUAGACAUUAAUUGGGAAAGACCGAAGAAUGCUUCCGAGGAAGAGUUUCAUGAGUUGAAGGAAAUUCUAACAACUGCUCCUGUUUUAGUCCCCCCUAAUCCUAGUAAGUCUUAUGAAGUAUUUUGUGAUUCCGCUAAGAGAGGAUUAAGAGGGGUGUUAAUGCAGAGUGGUCAGGUUGUAGCCUAUGCCUAUCGUCAGUUAAAGCCUCAUGAAGAGAAUUAUCCGACUCAUGAUCUUGAACAUGCUACUGUUGUCUUUGCAUGGAAAGAUGGUGUGAUAAUGGGAAAUUUGAAUGUUAUUUCUAACCUAAGGGAAGAGAUCUGA
Lathyrus oleraceus (garden pea) is the source of this 420-nucleotide messenger RNA. RefSeq lists its product as uncharacterized. The transcript has 3 exons. The record is from RefSeq and is a predicted model, not a curated record. The coding region runs from base 1 to 420 and encodes 139 amino acids. NCBI's taxonomy places the organism in Eukaryota, Viridiplantae, Streptophyta, Magnoliopsida, Fabales, Fabaceae.